AUGAAAGAUCUUGGCAUGUUAAAAUAUUUUCUUGGCUUUGAAGUUGCGCGUAAUGCGUCAGGUUUCUACUUAUCUCAGAGGAAAUAUGCCCUUGAUAUUAUCUCUGAAACUGGCUUAGUUGGAGCUAAGCCAUCAUCGGUUCCGAUUGAACUCAACCAUCAACUAGCCCGUGAUGAAGGACCACUGGCAAAUGCUGAACAAUAUUGUCGCCUUGUGGGGCGCCUGAUCUAUCUCACGAAUACUCGACCUGAUCUUGGAUACACGGUUCACAUCUUGGCCCAAUUCAUGCAGAAGCCGCUGUUACCGCACUGGGAGGCGGCGUUACGUGUGGUACGAUAUCUUAAGGGCACGCCAGGACAAGGUAUCUUCUUAAAAGCUGAUGAUCCGAUGCAAAUAAGCAUUUACUGUGACGCGGACUUGUCUGCUGCCCUCGGACUCGACGUUCAUUGA
Brassica oleracea var. oleracea is the source of this 450-nucleotide messenger RNA. RefSeq lists its product as uncharacterized. The record is from RefSeq and is a predicted model, not a curated record. Bases 1 to 450 code for a protein of 149 amino acids. NCBI's taxonomy places the organism in Eukaryota, Viridiplantae, Streptophyta, Magnoliopsida, Brassicales, Brassicaceae. The transcript has a single exon.